This is a messenger RNA of Orbicella faveolata, 2957 nucleotides long. Its product is annotated as L-gulonolactone oxidase-like. NCBI's taxonomy places the organism in Eukaryota, Metazoa, Cnidaria, Anthozoa, Scleractinia, Merulinidae. Gene Ontology annotation, molecular function: FAD binding; D-arabinono-1,4-lactone oxidase activity. The record is from RefSeq and is a predicted model, not a curated record. Gene Ontology annotation, cellular component: membrane.
CACCGGCACCGCGCCGGUGUUCGCUGGAGUGCUUCAGGUGUUGUUCUUCGUUACUGAGGUGUGGGCCGAAGGAGUCUUACGAUUAUAUUAACUGGACUAUAGUUUGUGAUGUAGCAAGUGAAUCUCACUGGAAUCAUCAUGCAACACGAUUCUACAGUGGAAGAAGUUUUAACGCGCGGUCAGCGAGGGUACAAGUUUACCAACUGGUCGACAACGUUUUCGUGUUCUCCUGAAUUGUUCUUCGAACCAGAAACCACUGACGAUAUAAGAGAGAUUCUUCAAGCGGCUUCUGGGUUACGUAAGACAGUUCGUGUUGUGGGUGGCGCUCACUCUCCCUCUGAUAUCGCGUGCACCGAUGGAUACAUGAUAAGCUUGAAAAAUUUCAAAGCCGUUUUGGAGAUUGAUCAAGGCAAGCAGCAAGUGACAGUUCAAGCUGGUUUGACAAUUCAGGAACUCAAUGAACUGUUAAAUGACCAUGGCUUAGCUUUAUCCAAUCUUAGUUCAGUGUCGGAGAUGUCCUGUGCUGGUACCAUCAGUACAUGCACACAUGGAACAGGAAAGGACUUUGGUCUUCUGGCGACAAUGGUUGUUUCACUGGAGCUGAUGACAGCCAAUGGGGAGAUCAUGUACUGCAGUAGAAGUCAAAACAAGGAGAUAUUUUUAGCAGCACUUUGCAGUCUCGGUGCUGUUGGCAUUAUUCUAACUGUAACAUGGCAGUGUGAACAGGCUUUCAGAUUGCUCCAACUGUCUGAACCUAAGCCUCUGGAAGAGAUGUUGGAAAAUCUUGAAUCAAGCAUGUCAUCCAGUGAACAUUUCAGGUUCCUUUGGUAUCCUCAUACAGGAUAUGUUAAACGUUUUCAUGUCAGUAGGACUAACAAGCCCAAAGAAGACAAUCCCAGUUGGUUUUGGGACUAUGCUGUGGGAUAUUACUUUUUAGAGUUCAUGUUAUGGUUAAGUUCAUUUGUCCCUCCGCUUGUUCAAUGGAUCAAUUGGGGACAUUUUAAGCUAUUUCACAGGAAACCUCAAAGAAGAAUAAAUCAAAGUUACAAGGUUUUCAACUUUGACUGCCUGUUUAAGCAGUAUGUUUCUGAGUGGGCCUUUCCAUGGAAGGAAACUGCGUAUGUUCUUAGAAAGCUUCAAAGCUGGACCAGUGAAUCUGGAUUUAACGUACACUUUCCUGUUGAAGUUCGAUUUGUGAAAAAGGAUGACAUUUACAUGAGUCCAUGCUAUGAGCAAGACAUGUGUUUCAUCAACAUCUUAUCAUUCAGACCGUACAAUAAAUGCAUUCCACAUGAAAGUUACUGGACGUACUUUGAGGACCUCAUGAUGUCAGUGGGCGGAAAGCCCCACUGGGCAAAGGCUCACAAAUUGACAUACACAGAGAUCGAGAAAAUGUACCCAAAGAUCGACAAAUUCCGAGAGAUCUGCAAUCAGUUGGACCCUCAGGGCUUGUUUCGCAAUGAAUACUUGGAGAGAGUGAUCUUCGGUCCAUCACAGCUAUCUGAAAAGGUUGAGAAUGGGAAGUUGGCGAGCUCAAAGAAACUGUGUGAUCACCUGUCAGCGCCUCAUACUGUCAGCCCAGGGUUUUGAGAACCGGUACAGCUUCUGUUUGCUGGCUUCCUGGUAUUUCUGUUACUUCUGGUCUAUUUCAGAACGUUAUUUGUAGGGUUUUAUCUGAACUCAACGGGUGUUAUAAGUAAUUGCCGUGUUAUUUCACGAUAUGUUAUAAGUUGACUGGUAACUGUAUUGAGCACUUUCUAGUUCCUAUGGUUUGACAGAUUAAUGCUACUUCCAUUCACAAGUUGACGCUACAAAAAUGAUAUCAAACUAUUGCCCAAUCAUUAGUAGUGCUCAUUAAAAUGUGCGAAAAUUUAAGGUGGCUCUGAACGCCUUUCUCAGAGGCUUUUUAUACUUUGCAAAAAGUUCUACCUGAGCUCGCUGAGUUCAUUUUUGAGUUAUACUGUUGCUAUCAUAACCUGUUAAGUCAAAUAAUCUUAUGGGCUCCCGAAUGACGGCAACUUUCUUAUUCGUUUGAUAUCAUUCAUUUAGCAUCACUGAUAACGAUAUGCAAUAUUUAUCCUCUAGAAAUUCGUUACCAGCCAUCUUCUGAUAGUUUCGCGUUCUCUUCUUGACUUAUCAUGUGACGUCACGCAUGUCACACAACGCUCCCUCGUUGCGUGACGUCCCAAGGAGACUACCAUAACCCCCGCUGUUGAACAAGGUGUCGCUCAAAGGUUAGAAAAUAGGCGAAAAUGAAGAAGUUUGGAAAAGUGCGGAAAUAUUCAAUACAUCACAGAAGCAGUGAAGAUAAUCGUUUGCCAUGGUGAAAUAGAAUAUAGCCCCUAUAGGCCUAUACAGCUGGUAUUAAAGCUGAGGGUGAAUUAUAUUUUCAUACAACGAAGAUUCUAGGGCACGUAUGUCUAGUAUGUUGUGUUGCCAGCGCAAUCGCGCGCCCCCAUUCUCAGAUGUAAAUAUUUUCGCUUUUUGUUGCUAUAUUCUAAACCAAAUCGAAGAUGGUGUUACUGUGUUUUGUAAGGAAACAAGGCACUUUUGUGGUCCAGAAAAACUGCUGAAAACGGUGCCCUUACAAGUGCGUACGUUAGCCGUUUUUCUAGACCUCAAGCCUGCAUUAUUUUUGUAGAGAACAAAGCAUACCACUUGGAAAAUAGUGAACAGUUGUGUACGGAAAGAAAAUUAUGAAGUCUUUACGGCUAAAAUUGAACCAUUUUUUCCGGAACACUUGCAUGAACAGUUCAACAGCAAUUGGCUGUCAGUAAUAAUGGAGGUUCCCUUGACCAUUAUUUAUGUCAUUCAACUAUUUAAAAUAGGGUGAUCUUCGGUCGAUGUUUUUUUUAAAGUGCACAUAAUAUUUAAAACGUAAGAUGUAAAGAAACGGCAGGCUAGAUUGUAACAAAAGUUGGUUAAGUUGCAUUAAAUGAGAAGAGUACAACUGAGAA